AUGAUUAUCUUUGUUUCAGAAGAGCCUGAAAGAAGGUUAGCCAUUGUGUCCAACUCAUUUGCUCUUGUUCUUAAACCAGUGGGAAAAAAACUAUCAGAUAAACCCCUUUGUGCUAUUGAACUUCUUCAAAAGGACGAUUUGAAAAAAUACGGUUUCAAAAGACUGACCUCGCAUGAGAUCUUUGGUGUCAUCGGUCUAAUCGAAGUUAAUGGCCUGUUGUUUGUAGGUGCUAUCACUGGUAAGUCGAAAGUUGCACAGCCAUGUCCAGGAGAGACAGUGAACAAAAUUUUUGCCGUUGAUUUCUUCUGUUUGAAUGAUAACAGCUGGGACUUUAUUGAUGUCGACUCCUCAGGCUAUCCUGUACAACCUGAGACCGCUUCUACGGAAUACCAAGAAGCUUUGCCCAAACACCCAUGUUACGAAUUGAAGAAGCUAUUAUCUAACGGGUCCUUCUAUUACAGUUCAGAUUUUGAUUUGACAUCUACCUUACAACACCGUGGAUUUGGCCAACACUCAUUGAGUACGGAUACCUAUGAAGAAGAAUAUAUGUGGAACUCUUUUCUAAUGCAAGAAAUGAUAACCUACAGAGACCACUUGGAUAUUAAUUUGAAACAAGUCUUGGAUGAUGAAGGGUUUUUAACUACCGUUAUUCGCGGAUUUGCAGAGACGUUUGUCUCUUAUGUUAAAAAAUUGAAAGUUGCCGUUACCAUUAUCUCGAAACAAAGUUGGAAAAGAGCAGGAACAAGAUUUAAUGCACGUGGUGUUGAUGACGAAGCAAAUGUUGCUAAUUUUGUGGAAACAGAAUUCAUAAUGUACUCCAGCCAAUACUGUUAUGCAUUUACACAAAUCAGAGGCAGUAUACCUGUGUUCUGGGAACAAGGCACCUCUCUGAUCAACCCGAGGGUACAAAUUACUAGAUCAUUUGAAGCUACUCAGCCAGUGUUUGACAAGCACAUUAUGAAGUCAGUAGAAAAAUACGGCCCCGUUCACGUUGUCAACCUGUUAUCAACAAAAUCUUCAGAAAUAGAACUUUCAAAGCGAUACAAAGAGCAUCUAACGCACUCAAAAAAGUUGAAUUUCAAUAAAGAUGUAUUCUUAACAGAGUUCGAUUUUCACAAAGAGACUUCUCAGGAAGGGUUUUCCGGUGUUAGGAAAGUUAUUCCACUAAUAAUGGACUCUCUUCUUUCAUCUGGCUAUUACUCCUAUGAUGUCCGAGAAAGAAAAAAUAUAUCCGAGCAACACGGUAUAUUUAGAACUAAUUGUUUAGAUUGUUUGGAUAGGACAAAUUUAGCUCAGCAGGUCAUUUCGUUAGCUGCUUUAAGAACUUUUCUAGAAGAUUUUAGAUUGAUUAGUUCAAACUCCUUCAUUGAUGACGAUGAUUUCGUUUCCAAGCACAAUACCCUCUGGGCGGACCACGGUGAUCAGGUCUCCCAAAUAUAUACUGGUACCAAUGCUUUAAAGUCUUCAUUUUCAAGAAAGGGUAAGAUGUCACUUGCCGGGGCCUUAUCAGACGCAACAAAGUCUGUCAGCAGAAUAUAUAUCAACAACUUUAUGGAUAAGGAAAAGCAGCAGAAUAUUGAUACUUUGUUGGGAAGGUUACCAUACCAGAAAGCAGUACAAUUAUAUGAUCCUGUGAAUGAAUACGUCAGCACCAAGCUACAGAGCAUGUCUGAUAAAUUUACAUCCUCCUCGAACAUCAGCUUGCUAAUAGGUUCUUAUAAUGUUAAUGGGACCACCAAAAAAGCAGAUUUGUCAAAGUGGUUAUUUCCGAUAGGCGAAAAAUUCAAACCAGACAUCGUUGUGUUAGGUCUUCAAGAAGUUAUAGAAUUAUCUGCUGGAUCGAUUUUAAAUGCGGAUUACUCGAAGAGUUCAUUUUGGGAAAGUUUAGUUGGUGACUGUUUAAAUCAGUAUGAAGACAAGUACCUAUUGUUGAGAGUAGAGCAAAUGACAUCUUUAUUGAUCUUAUUUUUUGUUAAAGCAGAUAAAGCCAAAUACGUAAAGCAGGUAGAAGGGGCUACCAAAAAGACAGGUUUUAGAGGUAUGGCCGGAAACAAAGGUGCUGUAUCCAUUAGAUUUGAGUAUGGUGCCACUUCAUUUUGUUUUAUCAACUCUCAUCUUGCAGCAGGUGCCACAAAUAUCGAAGAACGUCGUAGUGAUUACGAAAGUAUUGUCAGAGGCAUUACAUUUACAAGAACUAAAAUGAUUCCUCAUCACGACUCUAUAUUCUGGUUAGGCGACAUGAACUAUAGAAUAAAUUUACCGAACGAAGACGUUAGAAGGGAACUUUACAACYAAGAAGAGGGAUAUAUCGAAAAACUGUUGCAUUUUGACCAGCUCACUCAAGGAAUAAAUGCCGGUAAUGUCUUUAAAGGGUUUAAAGAACCAACAUUAAAAUUCCGUCCAACAUAUAAGUAUGACCCAGGUACGGAUACUUAUGAUUCUUCUGAAAAGGAAAGAACACCAUCAUGGACGGAUAGAAUCAUUUACAAAGGGGAAAACUUACUUCCUUUAUCUUAUUCGGAUGCUCCUCUAAUGACGAGCGAUCACCGCCCGGUCUAUGCGGCAUAUAGAGCGAAAAUAACUUUUAUUGACAAUAAAGAGAGACUGUCCCUCAAGAAGCGUUUAUUUACUGAAUAUAAACAAGAGCACCCAGAAGAGCCAGGUUCUUUGAUAUCAGAACUUCUCAAUCUUGAUAUAGAUGACAAGAGCACCGAUAGGCUUGGAAGCCCUUCCGAAGCCUCUUUACUGGAUAUUGACCCGAUAUCAACACAACCUACAGCGUCCAGCUCCGCUUCUCCAUCAUCUGUUUCUUUAACAUCAGCUUCGCUACAAUCCAUCAGAACUCAAGAUAAUAACCAGACGCCCACUUCUGUCAAAAAACCAAUAUUACGUCCCCCUCCUCCACCUGCUCAUAAAUCUGUGUCACCACCUGCUUCUGCAACAGUAGAGGGAAAGGCAAUACCACCACAGGCCUCAUCAGCCCCAAUAUCAUCUCCAGGAAAUAUUAUACAAGAGAACAAACCGUUGGCACAAAAUAGACGAAUCCCGCCUCCUGGAUUUAGCCAAAAUAUUUUAACUCCAAAAAGUACGAGUAAUUUGGCCUCACCUGCGUCAUCUAAAAUUGAUCUAAAUAACAACGUGGUAGAAACUACGCAUCCGACGCAAGCUACAAGACAACUGACUCCUACAUCAUCAUUUUCAAUAUCGAUGGAUGCGAAUAAUCAGUCCAAGGGCUUACAAUCUAAUGAAGCUUCCAUUAAACCGGAGACAAAAGCCAAACUGAACCACAUGACUUUAGAUUCAUGGCAACCAUUAACUCCUAAAUAA
Saccharomyces eubayanus is the source of this 3327-nucleotide messenger RNA. RefSeq names its product phosphatidylinositol-3-/phosphoinositide 5-phosphatase INP53 (gene INP53). Gene Ontology annotation, molecular function: phosphatidylinositol-4,5-bisphosphate 5-phosphatase activity; phosphatidylinositol-3,5-bisphosphate 5-phosphatase activity. Lineage: Eukaryota; Fungi; Ascomycota; Saccharomycetes; Saccharomycetales; Saccharomycetaceae. The coding region runs from base 1 to 3327 and encodes 1108 amino acids. The record is from RefSeq and is a predicted model, not a curated record. The transcript has a single exon. Gene Ontology annotation, cellular component: membrane; cytoplasm. Gene Ontology annotation, biological process: phosphatidylinositol dephosphorylation.